GCUGCCGGGAGCCCUGUACUAUCAGUCAUGGUCAACCCCACCGUGUUCUUCGACAUCGCCUUUGACGGCGAGCCCUUGGGGUGCAUCUCCUUCAAGCUGUUUGCAGACAAGUUUCCAAAGACAGAAGAAAACUUUCAUGCUCUGAGCACUGGAGAGAAAGGAUUUAGUUAUAAGGGUUCCUGCUUUCACACAAAUAUUCCAGGGUUUAUGUGUCAGAGUAGUGACUUCACACGCCAUAAUGGUACUGGUGGCAAGUCCAUCUACGGGGAGAAAUUUGAAGAUGAGAACUUCAUCCUAAAGCACACAGGUCCUGGCAUCUUGUCCAUGGCAAAUGCUGGACCCAACACAAAUGGUUCCCAGUUUUUCAUCUGCACUGCCAAGACUGAGUGGUUGGAUGGCAAGCAUGUGGUCUUUGGCAAGGUGAAAGAAGGCAUGAAUAUUUUGGAGGCCAUGGAGCGCUUUGGGUCCAGGAAUGGCAAGACCAGCAAGAAGAUCAUCAGCAUUGCUGACUGUGGACAACUCUAAUAAGUUUGACUUGUGUUUUAUCUUAACCACCAGACCAUUUCUUCUGUAGCUCAGGAGAGCACCCCUCCACCCCAUUUGCUCGCAGU
Pongo pygmaeus (Bornean orangutan) is the source of this 611-nucleotide messenger RNA. RefSeq names its product peptidyl-prolyl cis-trans isomerase A-like. The coding region runs from base 28 to 525 and encodes 165 amino acids. Gene Ontology annotation, molecular function: cyclosporin A binding; peptidyl-prolyl cis-trans isomerase activity. Gene Ontology annotation, biological process: protein folding; protein peptidyl-prolyl isomerization. Lineage: Eukaryota; Metazoa; Chordata; Mammalia; Primates; Hominidae. The transcript has a single exon. The record is from RefSeq and is a predicted model, not a curated record. Gene Ontology annotation, cellular component: cytoplasm.